UUCCUAGUGUUUCCUGUUAGCUUGCGGUCCUCGCUGUUCGCUAACAGACUUUCCCUCCGAUGGCAAACAGAACAGUUAAAGAUGCAAACAGCAUCCACGGAACCAACCCACAGUACCUGGUGGAGAAAAUCAUCCGGACUCGAAUCUAUGAGUCCAAAUACUGGAAGGAGGAAUGUUUCGGCCUGACCGCUGAGCUGGUGGUGGACAAAGCCAUGGAGCUGAAGUUUGUGGGAGGAGUUUAUGGCGGGAACAUCAAGCCCACCCCAUUCCUCUGCCUCACGCUGAAGAUGCUGCAGAUCCAGCCGGAGAAAGACAUCAUCGUAGAGUUCAUCAAGAACGAGGAUUUUAAAUACGUCCGUCUGUUGGGAGCCAUGUACAUGAGGCUGACCGGUACCGCCGUGGACUGCUACAAGUAUCUGGAACCGCUCUACAACGACUACAGAAAGAUCAAGAGUCAGAACAGGAACGGAGAGUUCGAGCUGAUGCAUGUGGACGAGUUCAUCGAUGAGCUUCUUCACGCAGAGAGAGUCUGUGACAUCAUCCUGCCCCGCCUCCAGAAGAGACAAGUUCUGGAGGAAGCGGAGAUGUUGGACCCCAGGAUCAGCGCCUUGGAGGAGGACCUGGAUGAAGUAGAGAGCAGCGAGGAGGAAGACGAAGAGGAAGAGAAGUUUGAACGGCUACCGAGCCCUGAGCCUCACAGACGGAGCCACCGUGACAACGAUCGGCCGCGCCGCUCCCCGUCGCCUCGUUACCGACGCAGCCGCUCUCCCCGACGGAGGAGCAGAUCUCCGAAGAGGAGAAGCCCGUCGCCUCGGAGAGACCGCCAUCGCAGCAAGAGCCCCCGGAGGCACCGCAGCCGCUCCAGAGACAGGCGGCACCGCUCCAAAUCGCCCGGUCACCACAGGAGUCACAGACAUCGCAGCCAUUCCAAGACCCCAGAGAGGAGCUCCAAGAAGAGCCACAAGAAAAGCCGAAGAGGAAACGACUGACCUCCCCCUUUUUAAACAUUUGUUUACUUUUUGCCCCCCCUCCAAUCUUUUACUGGAUGUGUUUUAAACAGUUUCAGGUUCAGAUAUCUGCACCAUUGAUGGUUCUUAUCUGAAGCUGUCCCAGGCUGGUUCUGUUCACCUGGUCUGAAGGUUCCACAUCAGUCUGGAGCUCAGAUCCAGAUGUUUUCAGUUAUUUCUUAUUAAACUGUGUAAAUAGAGAA
Cyprinodon variegatus (sheepshead minnow) is the source of this 1210-nucleotide messenger RNA. It is a transcript of the gene prpf38a, whose product is annotated as pre-mRNA processing factor 38A. The coding region runs from base 60 to 989 and encodes 309 amino acids. The record is from RefSeq and is a predicted model, not a curated record. The transcript has 10 exons. Lineage: Eukaryota; Metazoa; Chordata; Actinopteri; Cyprinodontiformes; Cyprinodontidae. Gene Ontology annotation, cellular component: precatalytic spliceosome.